AACAGCUGGAAUGSCAUGAGCUCCACAGCAUUAGCGUCUUAGCUGUGAAGACAGAGGAAGCGUGGCYCGCAGCGUGGUUUAUCAGGGAUUCAAAGCUUCGCUUUCUGGCUUCAAAACCGAGAACAACGUUGGUGAAGAAACGGAAAGCAAUGGUCUGGGAUAUCCUGUUUUUUCUAUUCCUCGUGAAUGGAGUCGUGGUAUUUGUCGAAGGAAAGUGUGGAGACAAGUACACAGAUAUUCAAGCAGGGUGCUGUCCUGAUGAAUACCUGCAUCUUUGCUGCCCGAAUAUCAAACCGUGCAACACCAACUCUACAAGCAGAAAUCCCCACACCAGCCCAACACCGCCCGUCAACGUUACUGCUUUUAGAAAACCCGCUUGUAUGCACCCCUGGACUACCCCGGCAUGCCAAGCAGGCUUUUAUAUUAACCCAUUUACAAGGGAUUAUUUGCCUUGUCCUGAGGGGUUCUACUGUUUGUCCGAUGUUGUUUGUAUAAUCCCUUGCCCUGAUGGGGCAUAUUGCAUCAAGGAUAAGUUAGUUCCUGCUAGCGAAACAUCUCCAAAUUUAGUGUGCCGAGAGGCUGGAAAAUGCUGCGAGCCGUCUUCCUCUACUCCCGUCUACGACAAAGUGACAAAGAAGCUGUUGUGCCCUGGUUCACAAAAACCCACACCCUGUCCGGAGGGGAAUUAUUGCCCCAACGUCACUACCAAGACGGUUUGUCCGAAGGGGUAUUUUUGUCGUAAAGCUUUCACUGAACCACAGCCAUGUCCGCUUCUGUCAGCGUGCAAGAAAGGUUCCAAAGCACCGUCCAGCACGGGCGCAGGUGUCCUCUUCAUCGUCAUUCUAUUCCUUAUAUUCAUUGCCUUGAUUUACUACUUCCGUAAGCAAGACAAGGUUAAUUUCUACGUGAAGAAGAUGCGUGACAGGAUCAUGAGGAAAGAAAAUAACGAGUUUGGGGUACUCUCGGAACACAUAGCAACUGUUGAAGUGGAUGGAAACACUAUUUCGCCAAAGCAGGACGUAAUCAACUUGGAGUUCAAAAAUCUCAGUCUUACUCUUAAAAAGUUGAACAAGAAGGUUCUCCAAGGAGUGACUGGUAAACUACAGUCAGGAGAAGUGACUGCCAUCAUGGGACCUUCAGGCUGUGGCAAGACAACACUGUUAAACACACUGAGUGGGAAGGCUUACUAUGGAAAACGUGAAGGGGUCAUAAAGAUAAAUGGCAUGGAAGUCGUUGAUCUAAAGUCUAUCAAAACCUUCAUUGGAUUUGUUCCUCAGGAAGACAUAAUGCACAGGUCCCUUACCAUUUUUGAGGUUCUGCGAUUCCAGGCAGAGCUGAGACUUCCUUCAACCAUCCCUUCAUCCGAGAAAAAAAGGAGAGUCAACGAGAUCAUCGAAUUAUUGGAUUUAACUAAAGUGAAAAAUACUAAAAUUGGUGACGAGGAAACUCGCGGUAUCUCAGGAGGACAGAGAAAAAGAGUGAACAUCGGAAUGGAGCUUGUUGCUGAUCCAACACUUUUGUUUCUUGAUGAACCCACCAGCGGUCUGGAUAGUACAUCCAGUCUUCUUGUGCUCGAUGCUUUACGUGCUGUAGCCGAGAAAGGCAGAUUGACUGUCGUGUGUGUCAUUCAUCAACCUCGCUUCGAAAUCUUCAGUGCUUUACACAAAACCCUAUUCCUUGGACCUGGUGGCCGAACUGUGUACUUGGGAAAUGUAGAUGAUGCGGAGGAGUAUUUCAACUCGCACGGUCUGGUCUGCCCAAAGAAUAUCAACCCUGCUGACUUCUACAUGGACGUGAUUGGUGGUCUCCAUGACAACGUUACAGAUGGAGCUGGCGGAUUCGACUCCAAAAGUCUUUUUGACAAAUGGGAAGAUCAGCAACAAGAAUAUGAGAGCGAAGUUAAUGGCGAUGAAACACAUGCUGAAAUAAUACAAACUUUUGACGCAGAUCAAAACCGAAAGCUUCCAGGAUUUUUAAGGCAGCUCGUUUCCUUUUCUCACCGCGAAGUUAAGUUCCAAUUCCGGCUCGUGAAAAGUCUUGUGAUGGAUCUCUGUCUUGUUCUUCUUGCUGGUGGAAUGCUGGGAGCAUUGAGACGCAAUGCCACCUUGGAUAAGUUCUUCAUCCUGCAAACGCUCAGCUCACUUGCCAUUGGUCUGACGGCCAUGUUGUCUUCACUGCGUUGUUUUGGCAACAAUAGGGCUACUUUCUGGAGGGAAUCGUCUACCGGCAUCAAUCGUCUCAGCUACUUCCUGGCUGUGAAUAUUGUGCAACUACCUAUCAUAAUAAUCACGCCUAUGGUCUACCUCAGUCUGCUCUACCCCUUGAUUUCGCCUCGAGGUCUGUCUCCAUCCCUCUGUGAUAUGAACAAGUACACCUUCAUUGGUCCUCUUCUCUACAACCUGUCUUUUUGCCGCUGGUAUGUGGAGGCGCUUUUCGAGAAAGAAGCCAUUCGUUUUCCUCGCGUCAUGGAUUCUUUUGUUCAGGGAUUGGCCAAUCAGAAUGGUUAUUCUCUGGAUAACUACUGGACCUGUAUCGGGGUGAUGUUCGCUUUUGGUAUCGCCUAUCGAGUGUUUGCUUUCAUCUUCCUGGUGUUCACUAACCGUGGAAAGCAGCAGUGAGAAUGUCAAGUGUCUUUGGUUUUUAACGUUAUAUCUUGGGUUUUUUUUCGUUUUCUUAGAAAAAGGCACUUACUGUACUAGCGUGAUACGAUCACACGGUGCCAUGCUUAGUGCAG
Molecule: messenger RNA, 2734 nt
Organism: Actinia tenebrosa (Australian red waratah sea anemone)
Lineage: Eukaryota; Metazoa; Cnidaria; Anthozoa; Actiniaria; Actiniidae
Biological process (GO): transmembrane transport
Cellular component (GO): membrane
Molecular function (GO): ATP binding; ABC-type transporter activity; ATP hydrolysis activity
Source: RefSeq, a predicted model, not a curated record